Ostreobium quekettii is the source of this 1302-nucleotide messenger RNA. Lineage: Eukaryota; Viridiplantae; Chlorophyta; Ulvophyceae; Bryopsidales; Ostreobiaceae. The record is from the annotation of a GenBank genome assembly.
AUGUAUGGCUUGUACAAGCGUAUGAAGUCGUCCAGCUGGGAUUGGGAAAACAGCCAGCUUCUGAAGCAGAUCGCACAGUUCCAGCUGGUGCUACAUGUGCGUGAGGAGUGCAGUGUGGGCCCCGUGGGCCUGUGCUACUACGUGCUGGGCCUUGUGCACAAGCUGUGGACGCCUAUCCCUCAGACCAUGAAGGACUACAUCGCCUCGCCCAAGGCAGGCUGGCGCAAGGGCCUGCACACAACCUUGUGGCCAGUGGGCUCUCGCCUUGUGACCCCCAUUGAAGUGCACAUCCAGACGGUGGACAUGUACCAGGCUGACUUCAGUGACAUGAGCUCCCGGCUGAACAUGUGGCUGAAAAAUGGCAAGGCAGAUGAGCUGGGGGCUCUCAACGGACUUGGAAAUCUGGGCUCAUCCAUCGAUGGGCUGGCUGGUUUGAAUGGCCUGAGCAUGGAGGCACCGUUGAAUGGCAAUGGGAAUGGGAAUGGCAACGGGGCAGCACUGACGUCAGAGGUGCAGGAGGUGCUGCGUCAGAGCUCAUUGGUGAUCAAAGAGGACAGCUUCACAAAGUACAAGACAUGGCUGCAGUCCCUGAAGGCUUGGCAGGAUGAGGUGGGGGGAAAGAUGUCAGCACGGGACUUUGUGGAGUGCGUGACAGAAGACUUCUUGGUGCAGAGCGUGUAUGUGUUGACGCCUGCUGGAGAAGUGGUCCAGCUGCCUAAGGGUGCGACUGUGCUAGAUUUUGCCUACCACGUACACACCGAUGUUGGCAAUCGGGCGAUGGCAGCAAAGGUCGAUGGCAUCUUUGUCAACCCUGACCACCAGCUGAAGAAUGCCCAGGUGGUUGAGAUUUUCACACUGGACAGUUGGCAACCCGACGCAGCACUGCUGUCUGUACUCAGGUCGAGGGUGCCAAUGUUGCAGACGAAAAGCGCCAAGAAGAAGCUGAAGUUGUUCCUGAAGAAAUAUGAAGCCGAACUACAGGACACUGAUGCUGAGGACAGCAGUUCUGUGGAUGAUGCUGCAAAGCGGAGCACCCUGUGGCUUGUGCUGGAGUGUCAGGACAAGCCUGGCAUGUUGGCUGCAGUUUCGGCCGUGAUCGCAAAGCAUGGACUGAAUGUCACGAAAUUUUGGGGCUUUCCAAGUCGGCAAGACAAGGGCGUCUAUGUGAUGCGCUACAACCUUGGCAAACCAGACCAAGAUGUACAGGCACUGUACACUGCCUUUGAGGAUGAUCCAAGUGUCAGUGACUGGGCAGCUGGCUGCACGCUACCAGCACCAGACAAGAAGAAGAGCAGUUGGUGA